GUUUUUUGACCGCCAAGAAAAAUCUACCGAAGCAGAGCAACAUGGUUGGUGCUAAUGCUCAAAAAAAGAAAGAAAAAAAGACAUGGUUGGUGAUGGUUAUCAAGCUUAUGAAAACGAUGUCAUGGAAAGACUGACAAAGAAACGAUAAUGGAAUAAGCCACAUGAUCAAGAGUUGAGCUUCUUUUAGGCCAAUGGUCCUCCCUCAUAGCCUCGUUAAACAAGACUCUGAAAACUAUGGCCAGCGAAUCAAGAACCAGAUGGGUUCUCCCUUACAAGACCAAGAACCUGAGAGACGACUACGUUCUUGGUCGUUUCCUCGGACAAGGACAGUAUGGAACCACUUCCCUCUGCACCCACAAGGAAACUGGUCAAAAGCUUGCCUGCAAAACCAUCCCCAAGAGGAAGCUCCUUUGCCAAGAAGACUACGACGACGUUUUGAGGGAGAUCCAGAUAAUGCAUCACUUGUCUGAAUACCCCAACGUUGUCAGGAUACAAGAAACGUACGAGGAUGAUACCAGCGUCCACCUUGUGAUGGAGCUUUGUGAAGGUGGUGAGUUGUUUGAUAGAAUCGCGAUGAAAGGUCAUUACAGUGAGAGAGAUGCAGCUAAGGUUAUCAAGACCAUUGUUAGCGUCGUUGAGGCUUGUCACUCUCUUGGUGUUGUGCAUAGAGAUCUUAAGCCUGAGAACUUCUUGUUCUCUUCAACUGAUGAAGACUCUUCUCUUAAAUCUACUGACUUUGGCCUCUCUGUUUUCUUCAAACCAGGUGCAACGUUUACAGACCUUGUUGGAAGUGCAUACUAUGUGGCACCUGAGGUUUUAAAUAGGCAUUACGGUCGUGAAUGUGACGUGUGGAGUGCUGGAGUUAUCCUCUACAUUCUAUUAUGUGGUUUCCCUCCUUUCAAUGCUGGAACUAAAUAUGGGAUCUUCAGAAAGAUUAGACAGGGUAAGGUGGAGUUUGAGACCAGUCCUUGGCCUAGCAUUUCAGAGAGUGCCAAGGAUCUUAUAGGGAAGAUGCUUGAGAGCAAUCCACAGAAAAGGCUAACUGCUCAUCAAGUCUUGUGUCACCCUUGGAUUGUGGAUGAUACUGUUGCUCCAGAUAAACCACUGGACUUUGCAGUUGUGUCUCGCCUGAAAAGGUUCUCUGCAAUGAACAAACUCAAGAAGACGGCUUUACGCGUAGUUGCAGAAAGACUAUCUGAGGAAGAGAUCGGUGGGCUCAAAGAAUUGUUCAAGAUGAUAGACACAGACAACAGUGGGACCAUCACGUUUGAAGAGUUGAAAGACAGUGUCAGACGUGUUGGAUCAGAGCUUGUGGAGUCAGAGAUCAAAGAACUCUUGGAAGCAGCUGAUGUUGAUGAGAGUGGAACAAUAGACUAUGGAGAGUUCUUGGCUGCAACAAUCCACUUGAACAAGCUGGAGAGAGAGGAGAAUCUAGUGGCUGCAUUCUCUUUCUUUGACAAAGAUUCAAGUGGUUGCAUCACUAUGGAUGAACUCCAACAGGCUUGGAACCAGUUUGGUAUAAAAGAUUCACAUCUUGAUGAAAUGAUCAAAGACAUUGAUCAAGACAAUGAUGGACAAAUAAACUAUGGAGAGUUUGUGGAAAUGAUGAGGAAAGGCAAUGACAAUUUUGGAAUCAGCAGAAGAACAAUGAGGAGCACUCUCAACUUUGAGAAUCCUCUUCCUCAUGAGCCUAAGGAAUGAUUAAACUUCUCAUUUUACUGAAUUUUUCUUGAUAUAACUUCCUGUUUAUGUUUUAACACCAGUUAUGUUUUCAAUUAAAAAACAAUUAUGACUAGUGUAGUUGGAUUUAAA
Messenger RNA from Brassica rapa (field mustard), 1812 nucleotides. RefSeq names its product calcium-dependent protein kinase 12. The record is from RefSeq and is a predicted model, not a curated record. Gene Ontology annotation, molecular function: calcium ion binding; ATP binding; protein kinase activity. NCBI's taxonomy places the organism in Eukaryota, Viridiplantae, Streptophyta, Magnoliopsida, Brassicales, Brassicaceae. Gene Ontology annotation, biological process: protein phosphorylation.